UCCUCGACAAGACACGUCACACAAUUUUUAACAACAAAGGAAAAGCUAGAAAAAUUCGAUUUGAAAGUGAAAGGUUAUUUUUGUCAAAAUAACCUAAGCUACCCAAGCUUCUUUCGUGGAACAAAAUCACUUUCACUUUCGUUUUUUUUUUUUUUUUUUUUUUUUGCGGGACAACAGCGCAGGGACAAAACACCCAUUUCCUUAGAAGCUGCGUUAAUUUUUAGUGGAAAAGUGUUUAAAAUGUCGGCCUCUAUUUUGAUCACAUUGUGUGCUUUCUUCGUGGCUGGUGUGUCUGGUGUUUACACGGAUGGAGUGUCAGUGUCAGUGAAUGAGGGAGAAUCAGUCACUCUAUACACUGAUGUUACAACAGUCCAACAGGAAAGGAUUUCCUGGUAUUUUAAUGACAUUAAACUUGCUGAAAUCACUGGAGGUCAGAGUAAGAUCUGUACAGAUGUUCAGUGUGAUGGGAGAUUCAGAAGCAGACUGAUACUGGAUCAUAAGAAUGGAUCUCUGACCAUCAAAGACCCCAGACCCAAAGACACUGGCAUUUAUAAACUAAAGAUCACGAAAAACAGCAGAGACCUUGAAAAGAUCUUCAUUGUUACUGUUCAUGGUUUUUUCAGUACUGAUACAAAAGGAGAGUCAGCAUUCGUGAUGGAGGGAGAUUCAGUCACUCUACACACUGAUGUUAAAACAGACCAACAAGAAAAUAUUAGAUGGUACUAUUAUGACACUCGCAUCGCUCAAAUCAGUGGAGAUCUCAGUAAGAUCUGUACAGAUGUUCAGUGUAAUAAAGACACUGAGAGAUUCAGAGACAGACUGAAGCUGGAUCAUCAGACUGGAUCUCUGACCAUCACAGACAUCAGAGACCCGGCUUCAGGACUUUAUCGUCUACGUGUCAUCAGCAGCGACACCAUCACUGAAAAGAUCUUCUUUGUUGCUGUAUAUGAUGUUUCUGCAGCUGAACAAGAUGAAAUGAAGAGAAAGUCUGUGAAGAAGGGAGAAUCUGUUUCUUUAGAUCCUGGUGAAAUUAAAAACCUGAAUGAUUCGAUGACGUGGUAUUUCAGUGAUAUUCUCAUCGCUGAAAUCACUGGAGAUCCCAAUAAAACCUGUAAAGAUGGUCAGUGUGAAGACCCUGAUGGUCGAUUCAGAAACAGACUGCAUCUGGAUCAUGUGACUGGAUCUCUGACCAUCAUGAACACCAGCACCACAGACUCUGGAGAUUAUAAACUACAGAUGAACCGCAGCAGAAUCAGUCUCAUAAGGAUUUUCAGUGUAAUUGUCACUGAUUCAGGGGUGUCUUCAGCUGCUAAAGGAGGAGUAUUUGCUGUGGUUGUUGUUGUUGUUGUUCUGUUGUUUACUGCUGCAGCAGUUGCUGCUGGGAUUUACUAUCGUCACAGGAAGUCUACACAAGGACGAAAUGGCAUCAUCAGGCUACACAGAUACAAUGAGGGGAAUGGUGCACUACACUCAGAAUGGGGUUUAACUGAUGACUGCUGAUAAUGGGACAUCACAGUAGCAGUAGUUCAUAUUUGGGCGACUUGAAAUGUAAGAGAGGAGCAAAAAAAAAGACAAGAUUGAACUGUGAGCCUUUACUGAGAAGAGGUUCUACUCCAGACCAGUUCUGAUGUUUGAUGGUUUGUUUUAAAUGUUUUAUAUUUUAAAUAUGUAUAAUAUUACACAUUAUUCCUUCUAUUUUGUUUCAACAAAUGUGUAUAGUUUUGUAAAGUUUGUGCAUGCACUUUCUUUCAGUUCUGUUGCCUUAAGGUAAAGUUCACUACUUUAUUACUUUACAUUAUCUGUCCAUUAUAGAAAUUUCAACUAGAAAAUUAAAAUUUGUGUUGUUAAUAUAGAGGUUUGUUUUGUCAGUCUCCUUCAGUUAUGUUUAAAAAACAUGAAAUAUGUCUUUUGUUUUUGUUCAUUUUUGUAUUUUCUUUUGUUGUAUGCUUGUGUUUGAAUGUUAUGAUAUAAUCACUGUGUGAUUGAAAUAAUCACCUUCUCUUAAAUCUUCUGCAUGCUCAGUCUAUCACCUCAUUCCAGGACAGAAAUAAUAUGUUUGACACCUGUUAUUAAUAUCAUCUGUUUGACUCAACAAUGGUAGACCUAAUUGUGCAACCGUCUAUUAUUUCUCAGGUUUAUCCUGUUUGAUGUGGAUCAUGAGAUCUGUUCCCAGAGAUUUUGUAUUUUUUAUUAUCCAAGGAAAACAACAUGUAUUCCAUUUUUUGACAACUGUUUUGUACUGGAGAUUAAUGUGAAUGUUUGUUUGCACAUAUGACAUAUGUUAUUAAAUAUACUGUACUAACUGA
This is a messenger RNA of Carassius auratus (goldfish), 2306 nucleotides long. Its product is annotated as carcinoembryonic antigen-related cell adhesion molecule 3-like. Lineage: Eukaryota; Metazoa; Chordata; Actinopteri; Cypriniformes; Cyprinidae. The transcript has 7 exons. The record is from RefSeq and is a predicted model, not a curated record. The coding region runs from base 241 to 1500 and encodes 419 amino acids.